ACAGUGAGGUUUUGUUUACGUGUUUUCGCUUGCAGAGAUUUGUAUUAUUAGAGAAACAUGUCAUCCUGGAUAACAGGACUGGCGGACAAGGCCGAAAACAUUCUGAACAAGCUGGACCAGAAUGCGGCAACGGCCCUCCAGACGGACAGCCCCACCGGAGCAGCGGAUCCCAUGCGCAGGAGCAUGACCAGCAGCACCCAGUCCUUGUCCCUGAAGUCCACUCUGUCGCCAGCGAAGCGUUCGGUGGCCAAUAGCUCAUCCAGCGUAAAAAGCGAGGGCGGCGGCUCCGUGGUCACCAAGGAGAUGCGCCAGAAGAUGACCACGUCGGCGAGUUUCUCCCACAAUCCCGAGGUCGGUUCCGGCAGCUCCACAUUGUCCGACACCCACGAAUUGGCUGCCUUCAAGAUCGCCUUGAACGAGAUUACAGCCGAAAGGGAUGAACUGCGUCUGCGUUUGGAUGAGCUGAACAACGAGACCGAGAAGUUCGAUCUGCGUCAACACAGCCAGAUGCUGGAGGCCCUGGUCAAGACACUUUCCGAGGAGCGGGACAAGGCGGUCCACGACCACAAUGAGGCUCAGAGUGCCAACAUGGCGUAUGUGCACUCCAUCUCCGAACUGGAAACCAAUCUGGCCAAACUGCAGCAGGAAUACAUGAGCACUGCUCAAAAAUUGCAGAUGCAAACCAAGGAAACGGACCAGCAGCGCCAAGAACUACAGGAGUACCGCAUCAAGGCGCAGCGAGCUCUGCAGGCCAAGGAUUCCCUCAUCGCAGAGUUAAAGGCCAGGCCCUCGGAGGAGGGCGCCGAUCCCAACUUGGUAGCCAAGGACAGCGAGACCCGCUUCCUACAAAUCGAACACGAGACACUGAAGCAAGAACUAGAGCAUGCCAACGAGGAACUGCAAAAGGCUCGCCUGCAGCUGGAGGACUACCUCUCCCAGGAGAGACAACGGCAGCAGGAGCUGAGCCUAGCGCGCCAACGAGAGGAGACACUGGCCAAGGAGUUGCGACAGGCUCGCGAACACAGUGUGACCUCUGAGUCCGAUCAAAGAGUGUUAACCCAAGAGCUGGCCUCACUCCGUCAGCAACUCAGUAACCACAUGGCCGCCUCCGCCACCCGCCUCCAGGAGCGGGAGCAACAGCUGCAACAGAUGCGCCAAAGGCUCAGCGAGGAGGCCAAUACAGGAGCCAAAAACGAUUACGAGACUCGGCUUAAGGCUCUAACCCAAUCACUUGUCGAGCGGCAGACUCUUCUGGAAAGGGUUACUAGUGAGAGGAAUGCCCUCCGUUUGCAGCACGAGAAGGCGCAGACGCAGCUGCAGCAGAACAUGCACCUGGUUGAGAUGGAGAGCCAGAGGGGCAGUUCCCGCCAUGCUUUGCUCAACAGCACGGAUGAUGUCAAGGCACAAUUCCCGCUGCUCAUGCAUCCAAGUCCCUUCGACAAUCGGGUGGCACGUCGCUUCAAGCGAGCUCUUCGCCAAGCCGACUCCAUGGGCAUCCGGGUGGGCACCUUUCUGCGUCGCUAUCCCAUGAUGCGGGUCUCCGUGAUCGUCUACGUGGCCCUGCUUCAUCUGUGGGUCAUGUUCGUGCUGCUCUCCACCACACCAAACUAAUCGAAUCGCAUCGAAUCCAUAUAAUUGAGCAAUUGUUUUAUUUUUAAAUAGUGUAUGUAUUGUAUUUUACACGCCAAAAUUGGAUAUCUAGGAAUACUAGUAUGUGUGUGUCAUGUUUGUGGUUGCAACAGUUGUAUAUAUCGUUAGUAUACUUGUGUCUGAAUUCGCACUCGUUCUAAAUUCAAUAUUCAAUAAACAUCAACUAUUUACAGAAA
Molecule: messenger RNA, 1826 nt
Organism: Drosophila biarmipes
Lineage: Eukaryota; Metazoa; Arthropoda; Insecta; Diptera; Drosophilidae
Gene: Golgin84
Product: golgin-84
Exons: 2
Coding region: 58-1611 (517 amino acids)
Biological process (GO): Golgi organization; retrograde transport, vesicle recycling within Golgi
Cellular component (GO): Golgi cisterna; Golgi membrane
Source: RefSeq, a predicted model, not a curated record